Messenger RNA from Brassica rapa (field mustard), 1491 nucleotides. Its product is annotated as glutathione S-transferase T3-like. NCBI's taxonomy places the organism in Eukaryota, Viridiplantae, Streptophyta, Magnoliopsida, Brassicales, Brassicaceae. The record is from RefSeq and is a predicted model, not a curated record.
GCAAAACUUGUCAUUUUCUUCCUAUUUGCAUAUUUGCUUUCGCCGGGUAGUAGUUAGUUUAAUCAAUGGUUGUGAUGAAUGCUGGUUAGUGAAACUUCAAGUUGUGAUGAAUGUUUCUGAUAGUAGUUAGCUUAAUGAAUGCUAUUUUUUUAAAAUGCUUCUGAUAGUUGUUAGUUUAAUGAAUGCUUGUUAGGGAUAGGUAAUAAAUAAGUUAGAUAUGUGUCUGCUCAGCUUUACUCUUCUCAAAGAGUAAAGACAAUGAAAAGAACCGUAACCACAUCCAACAUCCUUCUCUUUAUUUCUUCUUUCUCGCUUAACUCUUUUCAUCUAUAAAAGCAGGAAUUGUUUUUCUCUUCCUUUUCACCAUCCGACAUCCUUCUCUUUACUUCUUCUUUCUCACUUGUUUGACAUAUUAAUAUGGAUUCUACUAAUCCAUAUAGUCAUACCUCCAAUUUCGUGGACCUUUUGAACUGUCAACAAGAUUGUAACCUUCCUGAACCCUUUCCUUAUGAAUGCGGUUCACAAAUCCCUGUGUUCAGUACUCAAGCAACUGAAACUUCAAGCUUCUGUGAAGAGUCACGUUCAGAGCGCAAAGAAAGAAAAAAAUGGCCUCCUUCUGAUGAUCUAGUGCUCAUUAGCGCCUGGUUAAACACCAGCAAGGAUGCUGUCAUCAGCAAUGAGCAAAAAUCAAGUACUUUCUGGGGUCGCAUUGCUGCUUACUAUGCAGCUAGUCCAAAGGUGGCAGUAGGUGAUAAGCCAGAACCUCUUCAGUGUAAGCAAAGGUGGCAGAAGCUGAAUGAUCUUGUUUGCAAGUUCUGUGGAUCAUAUGCGGCAGCAACAAGACAGAAAACUAGUGGUCAGAGUGAGAGUGAUGUUGUGAAACUGGCACACUCUAUCUUUUUCAAUGAUCACAAGAUUAAGUAUAACCUCCACCAUGCUUGGGAGGAGCUCCGCUAUGACCAGAAAUGGUGUGAGCAUGCUAAUAGUAAGGUUGGUGGAAGCGCUAAGAAGAGAAAGUGCGACGAUGGAGCAGAAACAUCAAGCUCUCAAGCAACUAUCAAUCUAGAUGAGGAACCGACCAAACGUCCAGCUGGGGUGAAGGCUUCGAAAGCAGCUUCUGCAAAGAAACCAGUAGUAGAUACUGAGGCUGAGUUAAAGUUUCUGGCCAUGUGCUCUAUUAAAGAGAAAGACUUGGUCCUGAAAGAGAGAGUUUCGAAAAUGACUCUGCUUAACAGCCUCAUUUCAAAAACAGACCCACUUUCUGAAAUAGAAGAAGCAGUAAAGACUAAGCUUCUUACAGAGAUGCUGGGUAACUAGGUGUAUGUGUCAUGUUCUGUUCCUGUUCUUGUGUGAUAUGUUUAAAUCGAGUGUAUGUGUCAUGUUCUGUUCCUGUGCUUCUGUGAUAUGUUUAAAUCAAAUGUAUGUUCUGUUCCUGUUAUAUGUAAUGUUUUCAAGUUUAAGUGUUGUAUGUUUAAAUCGAAUGUAUGUUCU